This is a messenger RNA of Homarus americanus (American lobster), 498 nucleotides long. Its product is annotated as vigilin-like. The transcript has a single exon. The record is from RefSeq and is a predicted model, not a curated record. Gene Ontology annotation, molecular function: RNA binding. NCBI's taxonomy places the organism in Eukaryota, Metazoa, Arthropoda, Malacostraca, Decapoda, Nephropidae. The coding region runs from base 1 to 498 and encodes 165 amino acids.
AUGAGGGCCCAGUGGGUCGAAGAGACGGCACUGGAGACUGUCCAGGCUCCAAACUGCCUGUUAGGCAUUGUCGUUGGCCCUGGGGGGUCCACCGUGAAAAAAAUAAUCGACCAAUACAAGGUGCAGGUGCGUGUUCCUCGGAAGGGGUCAAAGGAUGAGCCCAUCCUGGUUGAAGGCAAAAACAAAACUCUCGUUAAGGAAGCCGCCCUCCACAUAAAGGCGAUGAUUGACGAGGAGAAGGAGCGGCGUCGGGUCACCACACCAGUAAGCCGAACGCUCUUCAUCCCCAAGGCCCUACACGGGAAGAUCAUCGGUCAUCGUGGUCAAAACAUUCGACCCAUUAUUCAAUCACUGAAAAUAAAUAUCGUAUUUCCCAAUAAAAAUAACAACAAUGAUGAAGUUAUCAUCACUGGUCUGCCUAAUAUGAAAUUGGACCAGGGCAUAGGUCACCUCUUAAGCCUGGUGACCAGCUUCCCCAUGUAUGGCCUGAGGACAUAA